AUGUUCGGGUCUCUGCGCAAGAUGUCCUCGGCCGCCUCCGCCUCUGGCGCCGGCGGCGCUGGCGGGCCCUCUCGCGCGGCGGGCGGCCCCGGCAAGCGAGGGCGCCUCGCGUCGUUUUCCGACGCCGCUCCUGCGCAGAAGAAGUCGUCUUCGGAGGUGCUGCUCCCGGCCGAGGCGCCGAUUGUGUUCGACGUUCAUCCCUACGGCUCGAGCGCGGAGAACCACAUCACAGGGUGGCCCGCCGGCUUGCCCUGCUGGCAGGUGCAGGUCGUGCACUCCGCGUACCCGUCCAUGACGGCGUUCUUCCUCCAGGCGUUCGACGCCUUCCUCAAGGACGCGGCGCACGAGGAGGGCUCGCCGAAGUCGCUUAAGGAAUUCCAGGAGAUGUGCUUCUUCCGCGCUCAGAUUACGCGCGUGGACGCCGACGCGGCGAACGUGCCCCUUGUCCCGUGGCGCUUGGCGAUCUACAUUGCGGGCCGCUCGGAGGCGUUGACGGACAUGCUCAAGCUUCUCAUGGCGUACGCGAACCACCGCGCACAGAACCCGCACAUGCGCGACAGGAAGCCUUUCCCCGACCCAGCCGUCCAGAAGUUCGAGAUGUACCUCGGUGCCGGUUGCCCGAGCGCGGCCGCGACUAUCUCGAACGCGGACAACGUGCAGAUGUUCCGCGACCGCAACUUGCACAAGUGGUCCGAGGCGGCGGGGCCGGUUGGGAACAAGUAUCUCUUCAUGGACCUGGAGGUGGAGGUGACCGGAGCGCUCGCGCUCGGUUGGCGCGGGCGCACGUGGCCUCUCCGCAACGCAUUCGACGCCGCAGAGAUCCCGCUGAUGUCCGACGGGGCGGGCGGCUUCGUGCGCGUCCUGAAAGGCGACCGGGCGGCGAUCGCCAACCAGGCGGAUCGCCAGAAGAUCAUCGAUCUCGUGACGAGCGGCCUCAACAAUUUCCCUACGAUCCUGCUGGCCGAGAGCAUCCCCGAAGUGGGCGAGAAAGCUUCUGAUGAAGACGUAUACGCCGCUGCCAGGGACUUCCUCGCGAUGCUCCGCGCAGUGCCACACGUGCUCGUGAAGGAGAUCGCCAGGCAGGAGAACGUCGAGGAGACCGCCGGGCAGCAGGGGGAGCUGGGCAAGGAGAGCGAUAAGGAGAAGGACGACCUCGAGGCACAGCGCCGGCAUUCGGCGCGCGCCGAGCCCGGCAGCGCCUUCCUCUUGCCGGCAGCACUUUGCGAGGCAGCGCUGGCGAAAUUCUCCAACCAGUGCACGUGGUGCAGCGCGGACGGCAUGCAGGCCCAGUGCGCGGCGGGGGAGCGUCAGCGCAAGCUCUUAGGGUCUGCAGUAGACGCUGGCUCCAACGAUCGCCAGUGUUUCCGAUUUGCUCCGGCCGACCCGGACAUCUUCGACUUGGCAUCGCGCAGGAGACCUGUCGACCACCAGAAGGAGAUCGUUGAGGGUUACUUCGAAGAGGCGCUCGCCCGCGGAAGGGCCCGCGCCGAUUUCGGCGCAGACGAGGUCGCAGACGAUUCUUGGGAGAUCCACAAGGGCGACGUGCGCAACAGAUAUCACUCCGAGCGCGGCAGUCUGGCCAUUCAUCUGGUGGAAAAGGUGGAGGGCGCGAAGUGCACUGAAGAUGAGUUCGCAGAAUUUUAUCAGCUCUACGACGCACAGACGGACGACGGGGAGCCGAUGCUAGACAGGGGAGGCAUCAUGCGCUGCAUAGGCAAGGAUAAGACGCGCUACGGUGAGUUCGCAGCCAAGGUCCGGGACAUGGGCGCGGCCACGCGAGCCCGAGGGCGGCGGCCGCAAAAGCUCAAGGUCGCGAUGCAAGAGUUCCUCGAGAAGCAGAAGGAUGAGCCGCAGAGCGCCACUCAGGACGAUGCUCGGCGCGCCGAGUUUGCCGCGCGCGCAGAGCCGCACACAGGGCGGUUGACCUUCAAGCCAGGCGCCGACGGGGCGGUCGAGUGCGUGCUCACGGAGGAGCAGAAGGCGCUGGUGCGGGAGAUGCUGAGUGAGAGAGCUUCGACGAUGGAGUACUUGUUCAGCCGGGGAAACGUUUGCGCGUGCUUCGGGAUUCAAAUUCGCAAGUACCGGGCGCUGCUCGCGGCGGCCGGGGCCGACCCGCGCCAGGACCUGCAAAAAACUAGUGGCCUCGUCCUUGAGGAAGAGGCGGCGGACCGUUCGGGCGACCCGAGCGUCCAGUACGAGAAGAGUUGGCUGCGGUGGGCAAAGGAGCUCUCGCUGGAUAGCCCCAGCGUCGUGUGCUUCGCCUGCGGCGUCAAGGUCUCCAAGCACCACUGCAAGAGCGAGUGCCCGUCAGAUCUCAUCGCACAGACCUUGCGCGAGGACGCCUCCGAGAUUACCCCGCACAUCUGCGAUUACUGCGUGCGGGCGGAGGAUCGCGGGGCGCGCGUCUCGCGGGAUGCCAUCGACACGGGGAACACGCCGGAGCCGCUUCGAGGACUCACUCGCCACGAGGAGCGAUUGCUCCAGCUGGUGGAGACGAACGUGGUCAUGGUGCACGCGCCCAAGGGCGGCACGGCGACGGCGAAGGGCGGGACCUUCGUUGCGCCGCUGGAAGCGCCGCGCGCCUGCGAGGUGCUCGGCGGCGCCAGCAUGGAGAUCACCGACGGCGUGCUCUGGCUCCGGCCGCGGGGCGUCCCGCCCGGCUGGGCAGUCCCCGUGCGCGCUCAGAAGCUCCUCGACGCGCUGAAGUGGCUCGCGAAGAAUAACGCAUACUAUCGCGACUUCUCCGUGCUGGGCCAGGCAACGGCAGCCAUCAAGGCCCUCGAGACGAAGCUCGCUGAGAAGCUUGCUGACGAUCGCCAAGCGAUCGACCCGGAGGCCGAGGCGGCGGCGCAGGGCGCUUUCGAAGGAGACGCAACGUACUUCACCGCGGGCGGGCCCGCCCCGGUCGGCGCCGUUGUGGGAGACCUCCAGAAGAACCGGGAGUCGGCGGAGAUUCGCCCGUUGACGGAGGCGCUGGCGUUCCCGACGCUGUUCCCGGGGGGCGAGGGCUCCUGCCCCGAAGAGCUCCGCUUCAGCAGCUACGCGUGGCGCCGCCUGCUGGACUGCAAGACCAAGUUCCAGGAUAAUCCGGAUUACACCUUCUACCAGCUCGAGACGUGGUUCCGGAAGCGCUUGAGCAGCGCGACGUCCGUGUUCGUGGGGAAGCGCGAGGUGCCCGGUCGGGAAGCGGCGGAGCGCAGAGCAUACGCCGUGCAAGGUAAAGUGCCCGGCACGACAGCGUUUCUGGGCCAGAAGCGCACCCACUGCGCCCAGAUGAUGCGCCAGCUCGGGCGCCCUGAUUUCUUCCUCACGCUCACGAGCCACGAGCGCCAGCCGCACAUGCUCGCAGCGUGCGUAAAGGCGCAGCUCUACAACGACAGCCCCGGCCUGCCGCUUGAUCGCGUGGAGAAGACUGUCGCCGCGCAGGUGCUGGCGUACACCAACGACCAAGAGCACAAGUGGGAUGGCAGCCCGCAGUGUGACGAGACGAUCAAGGGCACGAAUGCCGCGGCCGCGGCGUGCGAGAGCGGCUCGGAGACCAGGCGAACUGGGAUGACAGCUCUUCAACUGUGUCAGAAGUUCCCUGCUGACGUCGAGCGCGAGUGGAACCGGCAGCUGGAAAGAUUUCUCAGCUGGAUCACCGAGGCGCGGAAGACAAAGGGAGAGAGCUGCCCGCCGUUUCCGAAGCCGACUCUGCUUCGCGGCACGGAGGCGGCGGACGGUGACGAAGCGCCCACGGGCGCCAAGGAUGUCGGAUACAUGGAUCUGCUCCAGGGCGACGUCAAGUGGGAUUGCUGGGACGGCAACCUGGACGAAGCGCCCCCCUUCGUUGCGCAAGACUUCGUGAGCCGCGUGGAAUGGCAGAAGCGGGGCUUCCCCCAUGCGCACAUGCUGCUGUGGGUGGGCGACUGGGGGGCCGAGCGCGACGCUCGGCUCGCCGCGGAAGAGGUCGCGCAGCCGCACCCGGACGCGGCCCCGCCCGUGGCCGGUGACUCCAUCUGGCGCGUGAGCAAAGAGCAGUUGGAUCAGCUCCUCUCCGGGAAGGCCAGCGCGGUCGUGAGGCCGCGCGGGCUGAAGGACGGAGGGCGCAAGUGGUUGGCGUGCACUGCGGACGCGGGCGCCCAGAUCGUCGCGGUGGCGCACGUGGCAGGCGCGCAGCAGGUCAUGUCGCAGGACGAGUGGCGCCAGAAGAGUAAGGAGCACGGGAUGAGCCGGCGGACGUGCCUCUACAGGAAGACGUUCCUCGUGCACGUGCGCAUGGUGCAGCAGUUGGCAGAGGCGGUGCCGUACGCCGACCCUGGUGCGCGCGCCUGCGGUGAUCAUGUAUUUCGCCCCACGGACGCAGGGCCGCCGACGGACAGGGUUCUCCUGUUGCCCCCGCCGCGCCGAUACCUUCCCGACUGCGUGAAGGUCAACUGUAUCUGGGACAUCGACGCGGCGCACAUGGACGUCUUGGCGUCUGGCUCCUCCACCGUCGUCGCGCGCCCCGUCGGCGUCGUCGGCGAGGAGCGGAAGUGGCUGGCGCGCGCCGUAGAUUCUGGCGCCCAGAUCGCGGGCUGGACAUCCGCAUCGGUGAACCGAGAGGUGCCGUCCGAGGAGGAGUGGGUCGCCGCCCGAGAGACCUACGGCCUCGUCGAGGACGCCCUCCCCUUCGCGCCGACGCUCCUCGUGGAGCUGCGAGCGCUGCAGCUGUUCGCCAAGCCCGUCGACUACGCGCCACCGCGCGCGGGCUCUGGAGUCGGCGGAGCCCCGCCGCCGCCGCAGCCGCACACGGAACCUCGCGGCGGUGGCGAAGAGGCAGAGCGCGGCGGCGAAGAGGCAGAGGGCGAGCCGCCUGCAGCCCCAAAGCGCCCCGCGGCAGAUUGGCUUGACGGGGCGGCCUCGGAGACGGACGACGAGCUCCUGGGCCCGUCGAGGGUGGACAACGUCGCCAGUAUCUACGACGUCUAUACGCGGACGACGGGGCCGAAGAGGUGGCGUGGAGUCUAUCGUGACGGGGUGAUGACGCUGCUCACGAAGUCGCUGAUGCACAAGCACGGACCAUACUGCGGGAAGUACUCGCUCGGACGCUGCCGCUUCGGGUUCCCGCAGCAGCCGGUGGAGAAGAGCCGAAAGAAGAGUCAGCGAGAGCUCUGGAACAACGGCUCCAAGAACAAGUACUUCGUGCGGCGCCGCAGCGGCGACACGAUGAUGGGCCUGUACAACCCCCGGAUAUUGCGCCGGUGGCGCGGUUCCAUGGACCUCCAGGUCGUCGAGAACUUGCACGCGGUGGCUCGGUACAUUCUGGGCUAUUGCUUGAAGAACGACACCGCGAAGGACGCCGUGGGCAAGCUCAACCAGGAGAUCGCGAGGGUGCCGGCGACCGGGCCUGUGACGAGCAAGCAAUUGUACCGCCUCGCUUACAUCGGCACUCAGGGCCGCGUGACCUCCACGUUCGAAGCGUGCCACCACCUCCUCGGACUUCCAGUGGUGCGCAUCUCGCGGGAGUUCCAGUGGGUCCAUGCCGGCAUGCCCGAGUCUUACUCGGCCUACGUGCCGCGGCACCUCUGGCGCCAGGCUAUCGCGAACCCGGAGAACGCGCCCGAGCCCACGGCGCCCGCAGUGAUCCGCCGUUAUGCGGAGUGGCGCGCGGGGAAGGUUGCCGUCUUCGACGACACUGGGGAGCAGGUUCCGCUUCUCGUGGAAGGCAGGGCCGCCGAGAACUACGAGUGGGUGAGCCCUCGCGAAGUGACGCUGUUCGACUUCGUGGCGUCCUACUCGACGUCGUACAAUUCCGACCCCAAGCUGAGAGCGCAGCCAGCAAUCGUGUCCACGAAGGCUUUCGACCCCCAGCGCGAGACGGAGGCGUAUUAUUACUCCAAGCUUCUCCUGCACUACCCGUGGGCCGAUUUCGACGAGGACGACGGGCCGGAGUGGCUGGAGCCCUCGGACGACGGCAGUCACCAGAGUGCUUUCGUCCGCUUGUCGAAGGCCAGCAAUGCAGGAGAGCACGGCGACGAAGCGGAGGCGCCGCCAGCGGACGCCCCAGCGCGCGAGGAAGAGGCGGAGCUCCCUGCGCCCGACUUUUUCCUGAAGUCCACGGUUUUCCCGAAGCUGAACAUCGCGGAGGCCGCGUGGCGGGAGCUGAAGCGGCUCAAUUGCGCCCUCGUCAUGCGGUCCGCCAUGCAGACGCCAGGGGCUGCGGAGGACUGGGAGAACCACCGGGAACUGUUGCGCCGCCUCCGCCUUGCCGCUGGCCGCCCCGACGAGGAGGCCGACGACCCGGACCGAGACGAAGAUCUGGAGGAGCUGGCGGGCGCCGCGCCGCACGCCAUUAGCACCUUCGGACCAGUGGCCGGCGGCGACGAGGCCGUGCAGUUGCUCUUCGGCCCCGACGCGCAGAAGUCCAAGCAGCAAGACAUCGUCUACUGGUUUCUGGAGCAGGUGCGCCAGGGCAAUCGCGCUCCCGCGCGCGUCCUUCUCCACGGUCCCGGCGGAUGCGGGAAGUCCGUGGUCAUCUGCGCCGUCGCGCGCCUCUUGCGGACGGAGGGGCACGGCGUCGCGCUCGCGGCGCCGACGGGGUGCGCUGCCUUCCUGAUCAACGGCUGCACCCUGCACUCCUGCCUCCACUUGCCAGUUGAGAACAGGUCCUUCGGCCACGCCUCGGACGCGCCGCCCCCUUCCGGCCCCGCGCUGGAGCACCUCAUCGAGUUCUGGAAGCCUGUCCGCGUGCUGGUGAUCGACGAGAUCUCCAUGGUCUCCUCGGAGAUGCUCGCUCGGAUCGACGCGCGGCUGCAGAUCUACAAGCGCCAGCCGGGAGUGCCAUUCGGCGGCCUUCACCUGCUCCUCUGUGGGGACCUCUACCAGCUUCCUCCCCCGAAGGGCCAGCCCGCGCACGCGGCUGUCCAGCUGUGGAAGAUGUUCCUGCUCUGUGAGCUCGAGGGGAAUCACCGAGCGGCGCGGGACCCCGCUUACGCCGCUCUGCUGGAGAGAGUCCGGAAAGGCCUGCACACCGAGGCCGACCUCGCGACGCUUCGGACCAGACUGCGCAAGCCACCCGCGGACAGCCGCGCGCCGCACCUACUGGCGACCCGGAAGGCUGUCCGUCAGGUGAACGAGGAGAUGCUCGAGCGACACGCGGAGACGCACGGCUUCGAGGUGCACGCCGCGCCCGCGCAGGACACGUCGCACCGCACGGGGCUCCCGAUGGAGGUCGACACGGGCUACGACAAUCCCGAGGUCAUGCUCCGUCGGAAUUUAGACAUCAGCGACGGCCUCGUCAACGGCGCCCGCGGCAUGGUGACGGACAUCAAGCUCGCGCGGGACUCUGGCGAGGUGCCGAAGGUGCGCGUGGAGUUCGAGCGCGGCGGGCAGGCGUCCCGCGAGGAGGAAGGCGACGCAGAUCUUCCGGGCGUGCUCAUCAGCCCCGUGCAGGGCGCUUUCCAGAACGAGGACGGCGAGCGAAUCCUUCGCCGGCAGCUCCCCCUGGUGCUCUGCUGGGGCCUCACGAUCCACAAGGCGCAGGGCGGCACGGAGACGAAGGGCAUCGCCUUGAGCCUCGACGAGACAGUUCGCCAGCAGUGCCAAGCUUACGUGGGCCUGUCGCGGGCCGAGUGCCUGGCCGACCUGUACCUCACCGCGUUCGACGAGCGCGCCAUCAUCCCCGCGGUUGGCGUCGACCACGCGCUGCUGCAGCUCCGCCUGCAGCAGGGCUACGAGGCGGAGCGGGGCAACGGGCCGAACAAGCACUGGAGAGCGUGCUUCGCGCCAGCGCAGACGGCGCAGGAGCUCGAGGAGGCGAUCGCGAGCGCGCCACCAGGGGCGUUCGCCGAGCGGCAGGCGGAGUUGCUGGAGGCGCGUGCCGCAGAGGAGCGCGGGGACAAGGGCGCGUUCACGUGCGAGUACUGCGGCGAGGGAUGCGGGACGAAGCGCGCGCUCGCCACCCACAACAG
Messenger RNA from Prorocentrum cordatum, 7931 nucleotides. The record is from the annotation of a GenBank genome assembly. NCBI's taxonomy places the organism in Eukaryota, Dinophyceae, Prorocentrales, Prorocentraceae.